UCCUUUCACAUGACUGUCUUUGCGUGUGACCGCCCCCCCUGCAUUCCUCCAGUAGAUGUUCCUCUCGUCAACCAAAGCCUGAAACUAGUGAGAUAUUUUAUUAUUAUCAUUAUUAUUUGUAUUUUUAUCGGUCGCAGGGCAGUUUGACGCGAGCUCUCACAGCGUUCGCGUUUUUUGGUGGCGGAGACUUGAGGAGUCCUGAGAACUGAUGACAACAAAAGACAUCAUUUUGGACCAUGGCGGAACUUAGUCCGUAUGACUCCAGAGGGUGUAAUUUUUUUUUCCUAUAUGAUGGCUCCAAGGUGAAGGGAGAGGGGGAUCCGACUCGCAAGGGGAUCUGCUACUUCUAUACGGAAGAGACCCCCAUAGAUAAGCAGGAGCUACUUUGUGGGCAACUUGCCGGAGUGGUUCGUUGCAUUUCGGAGCUUUCUUCCUCCCCUGUGCGCCUUCUGAGGCUGCGUCGCCAGAAGUUUGCAAUCCGCAUGAAAGAGGACUUCUUCUGGGCUCUGGGCUGCUCCAUGGAAACUCCCAGCGUCAGUGUCUGUGAGCUACUGGAUAAGCUAAUAAACCUCUUUUGUUUCUACAAUGGCUCUGUACGCCAGAGCUACAAGCUUCAGAGUCGGGAAACCUUGGCUGCUCGGUGGUCAAAUUACCUGUCGCACCUGCUCGCUGGACCGUCGGAGCUUCAUCGUGUCUUCAGCUCCUUGACCGCAAUGGACUCGACAAAUGUUGACCCUCUUCUGCUGCUCAAGGCUGCCGUCAUUCUGCAGGCCUGCCAGCGAUGCCCCCUAGUGUUAGCAGGCUGUGUUAUUUUCAGGGGACGAGUCGUGAGCACACAGAUGUCCCCAGAUCUUACCAUGAAGGUUAUGGUUCAAGAGAGUGAAACCUUCAAGGCGCAGUCGCCCAAAGACCCGAGCCCAUCAAGCUUAUUCUGUAAUGUUGUCAGCUCUACGUCCGUGUUCCUCACCACGUUUGAACUUCAGUACCUGCAAUCUGCUCCUGUUGACAGAGAAUCAUGGUCCCAUUCUACUCCGAUUAAAGCCUCUUCCAUACAUAAGAGCCUGACAAGGAUGCCAUCAGAUACAGCCUCUUCUGAAUCUCUGCCUUCAGAUCCACCUUCCAUCCAAAACGGAACCUCGAGCCCUCGCUUGUCUGCAUUAGACAACUCCGUUUUUGGCCCAGUUCCAUUGCAGAGUACCACUCAUCCACUCUACCCCAGACCAAAUGGGGAAGCCUCUCAUAACGCUGAGGAAGAAGUUCUACAAAGUUCAAACUAUGAUAGUUUUGACAGCAGUGGAGGGGAAAGAGGCAGCUCGGAGCACAACACAAGCUCGCACCUUAAUGGAGGGGAUGGAGGUGCAUGCUCUGGGACAGAAUUUGACUCUGGAGAGACAGAGCUCUGCGAUGAAUCACAUCAUCGCAUAUUUGAAAGGCCCAAUUUAGGUGUUACGGAAAACAAGACUGCCCCCGUCCACCCGGACGACACCGCCCUGGUCCCCAUGGCACUGUACCUUCACAGGGUCAAGGGCCUGGUGCUGGCCUUGCUGGUGGAACCUCACUUCUUAUGUGAUCAAGCUGCCAUGGAGGAAGUGUAUCACAGCUGCUUAGCGUCGCUGAAUGGACUUGAGGCCCAUCUCAGAAGCAUCGCUCCAGGGGCGCCGGGCACUGCAGGACCCUACGUCUUUGCCCACUUCGACUGCGCUCAGAGCACGCUAACAACCAACCUGUCUGGUCGACCAGGGGGAGCCCCCGAGCGUCCUUUUGUCAGAGCCACAUCGCUUCUUCACUCGCAUUUCUGUAACACUGAAACUCUGCAGGAGGCUAUUAUCAGGAACGCCGCCACUGCUGUCUACGGAGCCCGCAGCGUGGCCCACGAGACGUAUUUCUUGCAGCACGGUGUCGCGGCGAGGAACUCGGGCAUCCCCAACCACCAGGACAGCGCGUUCUCCCUGCCCAGCAAGGCUCGCCACAGACUGCUCAAACAUGGCGUUAACCUGUUCUGAUGUGACAGCGCCGCUACAGUUGAGAUCAGGGGCCCUAUUUUCGUGACCGGCGUAAAUCCGGUGCGGUGGGCAGCGCAACUGUACGCCAUGGGCGGGUUAGACCAGUGUUGUUAAUUUCGUAAACCAGCGCAGCCCGGCAGAUCAGUUAGCGGGCCUCUGUGGCUGGGUUUACGACUGAAUUCAUUCGCUGCCAAUCAAAGCGGCUCCUCUCAUUCCUUUUAAAUGUGCAGAAGAAGAAGAUGCGUAAUCGCAGCCAUCCGUGCAUGAGUGUAGCAUUGUUACUGCUCUUGGCUCUUGGUGUGGCAAUAGACAAUGUGAGUAGGUACCCUUAUUAAAUACAGAAUGAGCUGGUGAUAACCACUGGUAACAUAAAUAUGUCCGCUGAGCUCGGUAUGUCUGCCUGUGGUCCGAUCAAGUUCAUCAAAAUCGUGUUAGACCAGCGAUCAAAGGUUUACACGUGGUCUGACCGACUUUCUGCCACCAAAUUGUGACUCCGCCUGGCACAUCACAAAAGACACGGCUUCGCUGCGCCGAAAUGCCCCACUUGGCACAGACAGACCUCCAGUAAACAUAAAACAUUUACAUAGGAUCUUACUGUACCACUUAUAUAUCACCUUAUUUAAUAAUCAUUUGCAUUGAAAAUAUUAAACUAGUCACAAUUUCA
This is a messenger RNA of Phyllopteryx taeniolatus (common seadragon), 2667 nucleotides long. It is a transcript of the gene hps4, whose product is annotated as HPS4 biogenesis of lysosomal organelles complex 3 subunit 2. The record is from RefSeq and is a predicted model, not a curated record. The transcript is spliced from 12 exons. Gene Ontology annotation, biological process: vesicle-mediated transport. Lineage: Eukaryota; Metazoa; Chordata; Actinopteri; Syngnathiformes; Syngnathidae. Bases 237 to 2003 code for a protein of 588 amino acids.